Messenger RNA from Ogataea haglerorum, 1695 nucleotides. RefSeq lists its product as uncharacterized. The transcript has a single exon. NCBI's taxonomy places the organism in Eukaryota, Fungi, Ascomycota, Pichiomycetes, Pichiales, Pichiaceae. Gene Ontology annotation, molecular function: ubiquitin binding; metal ion binding; phosphatidylinositol binding. The record is from RefSeq and is a predicted model, not a curated record. The coding region runs from base 1 to 1695 and encodes 564 amino acids.
AUGGCCUGGUUUGGGCGAACUAAUAGUAAUGUGUCGAUCGAGGACAAAAUUAGCGAAGCGGCUUCGGAGUCCAUUCCCAACGGCGAGAUAGAUCUUGCCGGUGCGCUUGAAAUCAGUGACUUGAUCCGUUCAAAGCAAGUGACAUCCAAAGAUGCAAUGCGUGCUCUCAAGAGGCGCUUUAUGAGCACCAAGAACCCGAAUCUUCAAAAAUCCGCGCUGAAGCUUAUUGAUUUCUGCAUCAAAAACGGUGGAGAACACUUUCUGUCUGAUAUUUCAUCAAAGGAGUUCAUAGACCCAAUAGUUUCCACGCUUAAUGAUAAGAAUCUGAAUCAUACGGUGAAGGAAUAUUUGUUACAGUUGAUACAGUCGUGGUCGAUCAUGUUCAGCACCAACCCGAAACUGGGCUACGUCAAUCAAGUAUACAAUAAACUCCAGAAAGAGGGAUAUCAGUUUCCGAUGAUCACAGACGCUAUAGAGAGUACACUGAUAGAGUCCAAGGUUGCUCCGGAGUGGGAAGAUUCUGAUGCUUGUAUGUUGUGUUCCACGCUUUUUACCUUUUUGAACCGAAAGCAUCACUGUCGUUCGUGCGGCGGAGUCUUCUGCGGAACACAUUCUUCAAACACUUGUGAACUUCCAGAACUCGGAAUAACUAUACCAGUUCGAGUCUGUGAUACAUGCUACCAGGAGCACAAGGGCAAAUCAAAACAAUCUAAAAAGAGAACCAAGAAAGAUACGCCUGCCGGGGACGAAGACGAAGACCUGAAGCGCGCAAUUGAGCUCUCCUUGAAAGAGUCUGGUGUUCCGAUGGACGCCUCUGUUUUGCCUAAACCAGCGCCUCAAGCUGCUCCGGCAGAGGAAGAAGACGAGGAAAUGAAGGCUGCCAUUGCGGCCAGUCUUGCCGAUUUUCAGAAACAGGAGGCAGCAAAAUCUCCAUCCGUGUCACAGCCAGAAUUAGCACCUCAACCCAGUGGACUGUACUCCAACUUGCUUCCUGAGAGCCAGACCGGAAACUCUUUGUACACGCCAAGCUACAGCCCUGCGCCCACGGCUUCGCAACCACCGCCGCAAACCUUCUCUCCUCAGCCGGCAUCGCAGAUUGACUACAAUAGCAUCACUGGCACUGAAGAUCAGAACAUUGUCCUAUUCGCCCAGCUUGUGCAGAACCUGAAAACCGCUCCUGUGGAGAAGAAACUAAACAUCGCCAACGAUCAGGCCUUAAAGCAUUUGUUUGUUAGCAUAAACCAAAUCAAACCCAAGAUUGAGUUCCAGCUAAAGAAGGAAGUCGCAAAUAUGGAAAAAUAUCAGGACUUGUACUCGAAAACCUUUGCGGUCACCAAAAUCUACGAUGAAAUACUGCAGCUCAGACUUGCCCAAUCACAGCAAAUGUACCGGCAGUACCCUCAGCAGACAUACUAUGCACCUCCGCCUCCGCCAGCAGUGUCGCAAGAUGCUGUUCCUCAGGUUUCUGAUGCUGUCUCUCAGCAACACUCGGGGCCCUACAACGUCCAGUAUGCUCCGCUGCCGCGCUUGAACGCUGUUUCCCAGCAGCCUGUUCCGUCAUCUCCUUCCCAGUUUUACCCAGCAUCGCCUGCUGUGCCCGAUCAAAUAUCUCCCAUGGGCUCGUAUGCGGAGGUCCCGAAACAGGAGCCCGAGAAACCUAAAGUCCAGGAACCUGUCAAUCUCAUCGAUUUGUAA